Molecule: messenger RNA, 711 nt
Organism: Cololabis saira (Pacific saury)
Lineage: Eukaryota; Metazoa; Chordata; Actinopteri; Beloniformes; Belonidae
Gene: mrpl43
Product: mitochondrial ribosomal protein L43
Exons: 3
Coding region: 122-577 (151 amino acids)
Biological process (GO): mitochondrial translation
Cellular component (GO): mitochondrial large ribosomal subunit
Molecular function (GO): structural constituent of ribosome
Source: RefSeq, a predicted model, not a curated record
UCGGGCGGACGGUGAGAGAGCAUGUCCGUCCAGUCGUCCUCUAAGGUUUUAAAUAACCCGUAACGACUUGAACUGGUUCGUUUGUGAUCCGUGAGUGUCAGGCAGAGCCUGGAUCUGAACCAUGACGUCCAGAGGAACCCCGAGCCGCUUCCUGAGGAGUGUUCUGCAGAACGGGCUGGGUCGGUACGUGUGUCAGCUCAAGAGAGUCUCCAUCGUCUUCUCCAAGAAAGCUCAGAGCUCGCUGGGAGUCAGGGAUUUUAUUGAGGAGGGAGUGGUGGAUUAUGCCAAGAAGAACCCCGGCACGGUGGUGUACGUGUCUCCCCAGCCCUCCAAUAUCCCCAAAAUAGUGGCAGAAUACUUAAAUGGGAAUGUGAGAGAAGAAUUAGUCACGAACAAAACAUCUUCUCAGAUUUCUGAUCUUCUGACCAAGCUGACGAACCAGUCGGGCCUGGACGUCAUCCGCCUCCGCAAGCCCUUCCACACGGACAGCCCGAGCAUCCAGGGCCAGUGGCACCCGUUCACCAACCGGCCCCCGGCCAUCGGCCCCAUCAAGGCCCCCCAGCGGGACGCGCAGUAAAGACUAAACCAAGAAGUUUGGAUUGUUUCAAGGAAAUGAGUUAAUGGACUUUACUUUCAGGUCUUGCUCUUUGGUUGUUUUUUUUGUAAAAAAAAUUCUCUGUGGAUUUUCCUGGAUAAAUAUACUGAAUACGA